AUGGUAUUUUGUUACGCAUUAAUAUCCAAGGGUACGACUCCAGUAUGCCAACAUUGCGCUGUAUCAGGAAACUUUGAUUUAUAUUACCAAAAGUUUUUACCAAAAGAUAAGUCAAAAGAUGGAAUUGUUAUACUUAAAGUUGAUGGUUACAUUUGGGGUAUCCUUUCGGAUGAAGAUGAUUUGAAUAUUCUCUGUGUUGUCAGAGAAUCGUGCGAAAAGCAAAUGCUAGUCAAAAUUUUGAACGAAAUCAAGACAGUUUUGCAUCGAUAUUUGAAAACGCGUCCAACAGAUUGGGAAAACGCUUCUACAUUUUCACUUCAAGCAGCAUUCGAACCCUCUUUACGCGAUAUUUGUAGGACAUUAGACCGAUCUCCAGCAAAUUUAGCUGAAAUUGUCCCACCAAGCAUUGCAGAACUCGAAUCAAGCGAUGCAGACGAAUACAAUUUACUUUUAGGUAACAAUACACCAGGUGUUAGGUCAAUUGGCUAUCGCGCAAGAAAAAGAAAAAUAAUUAAAAUCGUUGCCUUUGUUGCAAUCUUAGUUAUAGUUGCCCUCAUAAUAUAUCUACUUUUGGCUUACUUCUGUGGUGGUUUUGCGAUCCCUCACUGUUAA
Molecule: messenger RNA, 612 nt
Organism: Trichomonas vaginalis G3
Lineage: Eukaryota; Parabasalia; Trichomonadida; Trichomonadidae
Product: SNAP receptor protein
Exons: 1
Coding region: 1-612 (203 amino acids)
Source: RefSeq, a predicted model, not a curated record